AUGAGUCAAUACUCCGCCUCAGUCCCCAGCGACAACCAAGUCAAACCCGCCAUAGCCUCCUUCUUUGAACAAUUCUACCAAACAUCAGACAGUCCCACCGGCCAUGAACAAUAUGCCGAUGCAUUCACCAAGGAUGCCAAAUUAAUCAUGGGUUUGAAUGAAGUGAGCGGUCGGGAAGCAAUCAUUAAAUUGAGACAUGCAAUGUGGGAGAAAGUAGCCAAACGAUCCCAUAACCCCACCAAGAUCUUCUCCUUUGGUGCCAACUCCAACGAUGUCAUGCUCUAUGGCACCGUUGGGUAUGAGCUCAAGGAUGGGAAGAGUACGACUGUGGACUGGGCUGCUCGAGCACACUUUGUAGAGGACGGAGGGUCGUUGAAGAUGGAUUUCUAUCAGGUCUAUCUGGACUCUGCUGCCAUGGCUCGGGCCGAGUAG
Molecule: messenger RNA, 432 nt
Organism: Ramularia collo-cygni
Lineage: Eukaryota; Fungi; Ascomycota; Dothideomycetes; Mycosphaerellales; Mycosphaerellaceae
Exons: 3
Coding region: 1-432 (143 amino acids)
Source: RefSeq, a predicted model, not a curated record